Molecule: messenger RNA, 429 nt
Organism: Suillus paluster
Lineage: Eukaryota; Fungi; Basidiomycota; Agaricomycetes; Boletales; Suillaceae
Exons: 2
Coding region: 1-429 (142 amino acids)
Source: RefSeq, a predicted model, not a curated record
AUGCCAAUCCCCAUCGCUCAUCUGCUGCUCUUGAUCCCGCAGCAAAGCUGGACCGAGGUUCCGGACCAUGUCUUCGCAGCUCAUCUGGGUCGGCUUCAAGAUUGUGCAGCUCCCGGCGAUCCCUCACACAUCAUUCCAGACUAUGAUACUCUGUGGUGGAUGGGGCACACCACCAUUCCAAACGAACCUUGGCGAUGGAAUCGGGUCAUGGAGUGUUGUGGAUUCCACUAUGAGCACUGGCUGGGCGGUGUUGAGGAUGAUGGUCUGAUUCUUCUGGAGACAGUGGAUCAAACCUCCAUCCCAUCUCUUAUGGGACUUUGGUGGAUCCGAGAACGAUUGGUGAUAUUGAUCGAAGAACAGCGGGAGGGCAUCAGAGAUAAGAUGGGUGAGAUACAAAUGUACACUGGUAUCCUCACCCGAUUGCAGUGA